AUGUCUGGAUCAGUUUUUCCACACCAAAAAAAUGACCUUGAUUGUCAAGGUGAAAGUAAACUUGUAAUUCGGAGAGGUGCAUAUACUUCAACUUCGUGUGAUAUGUGUCGAAAAAGCCAUUGCAAGUGCUCAGGAGAGCCAAAAUGUGCAAGAUGUAUGAUCCUAAACCUUCUUUGUGUCUAUAACAAGUCUCCACGAAGACGCGGACCAAAACCUAAAGUAAGGAUUCAAAAAAUCAUAGCAAUGGAGAGCCUUAUUCAAGCAUUCGAUGGCCCAAGAAAAGAUUUAAUGAUAGAUUUGACAAAUUUGUUCAACAAGUUGGUUGGUGCUGAUUUGUUCAACAUGUUGGUUGGUGCCGGUUUAUAUCAUUUAGAAAGUCCGCCACCAAUUCAAAUUGAAGGGACCGCUUUGUCCUUAUAUAUCAACAACGCUUUCUAUAACAUGCCCACCGGAAUUAGUGAGAUUGAUUUAUUAGGUUCACAAAAUAUUCAAUCAUCAAUCAAGGAAAUUAUUGAUAAAUUCAUAAACAAGUUAAAAGAGAUUAUUAUUAAUAUCUCGACUGCUUAG
Messenger RNA from Cetraspora pellucida, 567 nucleotides. NCBI's taxonomy places the organism in Eukaryota, Fungi, Glomeromycota, Glomeromycetes, Diversisporales, Gigasporaceae. The record is from the annotation of a GenBank genome assembly.